GUGUUUGCAUCGUUUGCCUUGCCCGUAUGGCGAAGGAGAAUCGUUCAGGACAUUGUCCUGCAUACUUUGAUGAACUUGUAGGACCAACGCGGGCCAGGUACAAAGAAAAAAUAGCCCUGUGCGACGGCGUGGAUCCCUAUGAGCUACGGGUUGGUGCUCAAGCCGCUGUUGAUGCAAGCCUGCUGCCAACGGUUACCCAUGUCGACAUUAUAAAUUAUCUGGUGCUCUCGACAAAUUAUGUUUCACUUGACCAGAUGAAGGCCUACAAAUCGCUGGACUCACACAAUUACUUUACGAGCGGAUGGGUCCGGAACAUCACUGCCAAGAAGUUGCCGUCUGAGCGUGUCGUCGUGCUUAGUCAGGUAAACCAUUCACAGCGCCUGCGGGAAGCACCACUAAAAGUUUGGCUCUUGGUUGACUUGGAUGGCAGUAUCAUCACUGCCCACUGUACCUGCAUGGCAGGUGCAAGAGAAGCUUGCUCUCAUGUUGGUGCAACUCUCUUUGCGGUGGAAACAGCAGUGCGGAUCAGAGACUCUGCGACUUGCACGGACAAGAGCAAUGUGUGGCUCCCUGCAUACAGCCCUACGACUGAGUUCAAACGGCUCCAAGACAUUGACUUUUCGUCGUCUAAGGCCAAGAAAAAAAGAAUGGACACCAUCCACAUCGAUUCUCCCAACAUCCAUCAGCCAUCCCGACCAGUGCCAAAAGUUCCUGCUCCAACACCAGAUGAACUCGAACGGAAUGAGCUGCUACAUCGCAUAUUCUUGCUGCUUCGUUGA
This is a messenger RNA of Rhipicephalus sanguineus (brown dog tick), 779 nucleotides long. RefSeq lists its product as uncharacterized. The coding region runs from base 27 to 779 and encodes 250 amino acids. The record is from RefSeq and is a predicted model, not a curated record. The transcript is spliced from 3 exons. Gene Ontology annotation, molecular function: zinc ion binding. NCBI's taxonomy places the organism in Eukaryota, Metazoa, Arthropoda, Arachnida, Ixodida, Ixodidae.